Molecule: messenger RNA, 3086 nt
Organism: Orcinus orca (killer whale)
Lineage: Eukaryota; Metazoa; Chordata; Mammalia; Artiodactyla; Delphinidae
Gene: ZNF215
Product: zinc finger protein 215
Exons: 7
Coding region: 518-1294 (258 amino acids)
Biological process (GO): negative regulation of transcription by RNA polymerase II
Molecular function (GO): DNA-binding transcription repressor activity, RNA polymerase II-specific
Source: RefSeq, a predicted model, not a curated record
UGACUUCUUCCAGAGGAAGCGAGCGUGGUGGGGUUUGGACCCUGGCAACGCUCCCUGUCGGCCGGGGAACCAGGCGCCCCCUGGUGUGGAGUGACCCGGCUGUCGGGUUUCACUGGUGCUGCGUCAUUCGUCUUGUGGCCGGAGGGCGCUGGCAAGGUCCGCCUGGUGUCGGCUAGAAAACCUCCAGUCAUCCUAUCACCUAACUCUGAUACUUCAGGUGAUCUGCAAAAGAAGCUGGUGCCCUUUAUCACAAUAUUAAACUCCUACCUAGCUUACAUGUCGGAGAAGAUGAAAGAGGGAAGCUGGAUGGAAGCUGAUGGAGGUGUCACCUGAACCACUGCCCCACAUCUACAAGUCUCUUGGGUGCCUGAAUAUUGGCUCUGCGUCUGAAGCUCCUGAAACUUUUCUCACUGCAUAUAUAUGUAUAUAGUACACAAGUGCUUAGCCCAAGCAUGAGAAUUAUUGGAAUCCUCUGAUAAGACAAAUUGGAACUGCAGUGGGAGCUCUGUGUAGGAAGAUGCAGCCUUUGAACAAGUUGACGGCUAUCUCAAAACCUCAAAACCUGGCUCCUCACGAACAAAGUGAGGUCCUGAGAGCAGAUGUGUCUUGGCAGCCGGAAUCCAUCCCAGUCGUGGAGACAGAUGACUGUGAAGCCUCUCGUCUAAAGUUUAGACAUUUCCAGUAUUUGGAAGUGUCUGGGCCUCAUGAAGCCCUGAGUCAACUCUGGGAGCUCUGUCUUCAGUGGCUGAGACCAGAAAUUCAUACAAAGAAGCAGAUCCUAGAGCUAUUGGUACUGGAACAAUUCCUGACAAUUCUCCCUGAAGAAGUCAGGACUUGGGUGAAUUUACAACAUCCAAAGAACAGCAAAGAAGUGGUGAGCCUGAUAGAGGAUGUGAUUGAUAUGCUUAAGGAUGAAGGUAUAACCUGCAAGGAUUCUGCCCUACUCCAGAAGGGGAGCUUCAAGCAAGAAAAAAGGGAAGCUGACUCACCAACAGGCAAAUCCCAGGAGCCAGUGACAUUCGAAGAUGUGGUUGUGGAAUUCAGCGAGGAAGAGUGGGGGCAACUGGACCCUUCUGUAAAGAACCUGUACAGGGAUGUGAUGCUGGAGAACUAUAGGAACCUGAAUUCAUUGCAUAAAGAGCAUCUACUUUCCAAACCAGUUGAGACCUCCAGGUUGGAGAGUAAGGAAAAAAGUUGGAUAAUGGAGCAAGAAAUUCUAAGAACAACUGUUUUUGGCCUGAAGAGGAAGAGGAAGGAGCCAUCUCCAGAAACUGGAAGGGAGAAAGUCAUGUAAAGAAGGCACUUUGGUAAGAGCCGUGACUUCAGAUCUAGAAGAGCAGCCAGUCAAAAUUAACCCUCCAGUCUGUCAGGGCUUCCCAUUGGCCAAACCUAGUCAAAGCCAGAGGGCUCGGGAGCCUAUUGAUAUAGCCCAUUUAGGCCAGCCUUCCAAUGUUGGAGAAGGAUAGGAGUGGAUUUAGAAAGGCAGAUGGAAGAUGUCUGAUACAGGAUCCAAAAUGACCUGAUGAGGGACUUUUAGUGGACCUUAGUCUUCCUGAAUAUAUCUAUGAUUCACAUCCUUGGGAGUCCAGCUCUCCUUGGACUAGCUUCUGUACCCAAUUAGGUUAUCUGUAGCAUAAGUAGAAGUGUUUUUGUUUGUUUGUUUUUGAGAUACAACUGACAUAUAACAUUAGUUUCAGGUAUACAACAUAAUGAUUCAAUAUUUGUAUAUAUUGUGAUCACAAGAAAUCUAGUUAACAUCCAUCACCACACGUUACAAAUUUUUUUUCUCGUGAUGAGAACAUUUAAAAUUUACUCUCAGCAACUUUGAAAUAUACAAUACAGUAUUAUUAACUAUAGUCUCCACACUAUACAUUGCGUCCCCAAGACUUACUUAUGUUAUAACUGGAAGUUUGUGCCUGUUAACCACAUUCACCCAUUUCACCCCCCCUAACUCUUGACAACCACCAGUCUGUUCUCUGUAUCUAUGAGUUUGGUUUUUUUGGGGGGCGGUUAAGAUUCCACAUAUAAGUGAGAUCAUACAGUGUUUGUCUCUCUCUGACUUAUUUCACUUAGCGUAAUGCCCUCAAGAUCCAUCUGUGUUAUUGCAGAUGGCAAGAUUUCCUUCUUUUUUAUGGCUGAAUAAUAUUCCAUUGGGUGUAAAUAUACAUACUGCAUCUUCUUUAUCCAUUUAUGCAUCAGUGGACACUUAGGUUGCUUCCAUGUCUUGGCUAUUGUAAUUAAUGCUGCUGUGAACAUGGUAGUGCAGCUAUCUUUCCGAUUUAGUGUUUUCAUUUUUUUAGGAUAAAUACCGAGAACUGGAAUUGCUGGGUCAUACAGUAGUUCUAUUUAUAAUUUUUUUAAGAACCUCCAUACUCUUUUCCAUAAUGGCUGUACCAAUUUACAUUCCCACCAACAGUGCACAAGGGCUCCCUUUUCUCCACAUCCUUGCUAAUACAUAUUAUUUCUUAUCUUUUUGAUAGCCAUUCUAAUAGAUGUGAGGUGAUAUCUCACUGUGGUUUUGAUUUGCAUCUCCCUGAUGAUUAGUGAUGUAAAGCUCCUUUUCAUGUACCUUUUGUCUUUGUAAAAACGUCUAUUCCAAUCCUCUGCCUAUUUUGUAAUUAGAUUGUCUGUUUUUGCUAUUGAGUUGUGUUUAUAUAUUUUGGAUAUUAACCCCUUACCAGAUAUACUGUUUGCAAGUAUUUUCUCCCAUUUGGUAGGUUGCCUUUUCAUUUUGUUGAUGGUUUCUUUUGCUUGGCAGAAACUUUUCAGUUUGUUGUAGUCUCACUUAUUUUUGCUUUUGCUGCCUUUGCUUCUGGUGUCAAAUCUAAAAAAUCACCUCUAAAUCUGAAGUCAGAUAAAACUGUGAGUUGCUUAAAAUGUACAUCCUGGUGAUUUGAUACAUAUACACUGUGAAAGGAUUCCCCCCAUCUAGUUAAUUAAUACAUCACCUCCAGGCCAGCCAAACUUCUUGAAGGUGUUGUCCAUACUGGCUCUGUACUGAUGAUCCCACUAACACAUACCAGUACUUUUUUCAAGUUUGUGUAUUUCUUUGAAUAAGAAAAAGUAUUUCUAUUGUUUGCACUAAA